AUGCCGAAAGAGUUGAACAAGGCAGCAGGCGACACUCUGGAGACGAGUGCCCUUUCUAAGGCCGAGGUAGUGGCGACACCGGCACAGACAUCACUCCCAGGCCUAAAAUCACUGAAGCGGCACCUGCGAAAGACGUACGGUGAUCGCUCCUCGGAGAUGGUAAGCCGCUACUUCCGCUCCAUGCUUGACCUCGCCUCCUACGACAACCACACAACGUUCCUCAUGCGCUGCCGUACCAAGCAAGUCGUGCCGCAUGCCUAUCGCAUUUACUGCAACAACGUCAAGAGCACCAAGCAGGUGGUGCGCAUCUUGGACGAGUACACCCACAAGCUCAUGCUUUCAGACCUUACCUACAACCGCUUGCGAAAGGUGCAGGUGUCGACUCUCAUAGCGCGUCUAUACGAGAAGCUCGAGAAGAUCUUGUCGCCGGACGACUUCAAGAGUGUAGUGCUGCUGGCCAAGGGGAAGUACGAGAGCGUCUUCAAGGCCACCAGGGACAAGCAGCGUGCCAUGUUCGACGACCUACUCAAAGAGCGCGGCAUUCAAGAAACAAGAAGGUCGGCUCUUUCAGGGUGA
Molecule: messenger RNA, 576 nt
Organism: Rhipicephalus microplus (southern cattle tick)
Lineage: Eukaryota; Metazoa; Arthropoda; Arachnida; Ixodida; Ixodidae
Source: RefSeq, a predicted model, not a curated record